Messenger RNA from Fusarium sp. VM40, 1158 nucleotides. NCBI's taxonomy places the organism in Eukaryota, Fungi, Ascomycota, Sordariomycetes, Hypocreales, Nectriaceae. The record is from the annotation of a GenBank genome assembly.
AUGGCGGAACCAACCAAUACACCAGUGCCAGCUUCUACACCGCGGGCUACAUCUCCUGCUCCUCAGUUACCCUUUUCACAUUCGGCAUCGUCUCUAUCAGCAAAACUGACAAUGCCUACUUCAAAACCCAGGGUUCUUCACAUUGGAGAUCCUAUCAAAUACAACCCUGAGACUUAUCUCCGUUUUAGUAUUCAAUGCGAGAUUGUGAGACCUUCGACCGAGGAGCGCCAGCGCACAGAGUUCAUCAAGGGUCUCAAGGAAAAACGAUGGGGCGACUUUGAUGCUAUCUUUCGUCCAUUUUGGGGAACUGGCGGUGAAAUGGGGAAAUGGGAUGAUGAGUUGAUCAGUCUUCUGCCUCAGAGUGUCAAGGUGUUUGCAAGUGCCGGCGCUGGCUUCGACUGGGCUGAUACGAAGCUGUUGGGCGAACGAGGGAUUGUCUACUGCAACUCUGGUCUUGCAGCUGCUGAAGCCGUAGCUGACUUUGCCAUGGCUGGUAUCAUCUCUACUUUUCGGGUCCUGCCAUGGUGUAUUUCAUCAGCAAUGUCCGGCAAUGAAGAUGCAUUCAGCACAAACCACCGCGACGCUACUAUGCAGUCGUAUAACCUUCGCGAUCGAGCCCUUGGUCUCGUUGGAUUCGGUAAUAUCGGCCAGCAAAUCGCCACACGCGCCCACCAUGGUUUCGGCAUGAAUAUUCAUUACUAUGACAUACUUCCUAAGCCUUCUUCUGUCGUUGCUCCACUAAGAGCCACCCACCAUGAGACGCUUGAGAGUCUCCUUGCUCGGUGUGAUUGUGUUGUGCUGUGCACACCUGCUGGCGAAGGGACUAUAAUCAAUGCAACUACAUUGCCACUGUUCAAGUACGGUGCACGAUUCGUCAACAUUGCUCGAGGUAGUCUUGUGGACGAAGAGGCUUUGGCCGUAGCGUUACGAGAAGGUACCUUGUCCAGCGCAGCUCUUGAUGUUCACACAAAUGAACCAAAGAUAAACCCCGAACUCUUGAAGCUUGCGAAACAAGGUCGUGUGCUGUUGACUUGCCACAACGCUGGUGGGACUGUCGAUACGCACAAGGGGUUCGAAGAGUUGAGCAUGCGAAACAUCAUGGCUGUACUGGCUGGCGGCGAGGCCAUCACACCUGUGAAUCUGCAAUUUCUGAAGUGA